Mytilus trossulus (common blue mussel) is the source of this 2184-nucleotide messenger RNA. Its product is annotated as F-box/LRR-repeat protein 17-like. NCBI's taxonomy places the organism in Eukaryota, Metazoa, Mollusca, Bivalvia, Mytilida, Mytilidae. Gene Ontology annotation, molecular function: protein binding. The record is from RefSeq and is a predicted model, not a curated record. The transcript is spliced from 2 exons. The coding region runs from base 156 to 1652 and encodes 498 amino acids.
GCAUCUGUUAUUUGUUAUUACUUGCGAAUGAUUUAUAUAACAAGGUCUUCGUUUAAUUUUGAGGUGAUUUCAAUCCAGACAACACAUGUGCCAUCCCUCAUAGUUGUUUUUCUUGGUAAUAUCGUAGACAGUUUUUCUAACAAAUAUAUUAUACCAUGAAUAUUGACGAACUUCCUCCAGAACUUCUUGUUAAAAUCUUUUCACAUCUAUCACAAGACGACCUAUUUACGGUAAUAGACAAGGUGUGUGUAAAUUGGAGGGAGCAGUUAUUGCAUGAACCAUCGCUAUGGAGAAAAAUCAACUUUCCGUAUCACAUCUGGAUUGAUUUUUCAAAAUACACCAAACAAUUUACAAACAUUGCUUCACACAUUCAGGAGCUGACAAUAGCAGAACACCGAUUACAACAGGUCUUAAAUUAUGGCGGGAACAUGAUGUUUUCCAAUCUGAAAGUGAUCCAUGUCAGUUUAGAUACUUAUGACUUUUGUAAUGAAAUCGUCAAAAGAUGUCCAGUUAUUGAGACAGUUGGGCUCUCAAUACAGGAUGCGUUACGAGUAGACAUAGAAAAAUGCUUGAAAAUAUUCGAAAGCAUAAUGCUCAAAGGACUCUUAAUUGAAUACCGCGGGGAAAGAGAAAAAUUUAAUCGUGCAAUGACAUCAUUUCUAAGGAAACAGCCAGCCUUGCAGGAAUUGGUUGUUACUACGGAGAAAAUAUUUGCAGAUAAUGUAUUUAAAGAUUUGUUCAAAUUGUGUCCAGAAAUAACAAAGUUUCAUUGUGGGGAAGACUGUAUAUCUAAUUCAGUAUUUACAGAUAGUGUAGAACCACUUGAUAUAACAGAUUUGUCAGUAACAGGUGCUUUUGAUUUUAAUGACGAUGGUUUAAGUUCAGCAACAAGUAGGUCAAGAAACCUGACAUCAUUGGAUAUAACUGGAUGUACAAAUAUAUCUAAUGACGGAUUUCGUUAUAUUUCCGAAAACUGUAAAAGUUUGAAGAAAUUAACAUUUGGUUCAAAAUUUAUGGACUUUAGACCUUUGGCGAUUGCGAGCGAGAGUUUAAGUGUUAUAGCUGCUGGAUGCCAACUUUUGGAGUCACUGUCUGUCAGGCAGUGUAGUAUAGAUGCUUUAGGCGUAACACGCAUUGCACAGUGCUGUAGAAAUAUCAAGGUCAUAGACUUUCACUUGUGUCCAAUGAUAUCAGACACAUCGCUUUUCGCCAUUGCAGACAAUUGCAUACAUCUUGUCACGGCUAGUUUUACUUUAGCAGACGGCAUCACCAUUAAAGGUGUCAUUGCUCCAAUUUUAUCCUGUCCAAAGAUGUAUAGACUAAGAUUUGGUUUCUGUAACAAUAUAACAUACUUACCGGACAACGCUGAAGAAUUUGCACCCAAUGAACCCGAUCAAGAACGGGGUGUUAUUCGCAGAUACUUUGAAAAGGUUAACACCAUAAACCGAGACGGCAUUGAUGUAAAUCUUUCUCAUUUAAAAAUACUUCAGUUGCCAUGUCCUAAUAUUACAACACGGACUAUUCUACAGCUUGCAGUUCUGUGUCCAGAAUUAGAGCGUUUGGACACAGGACGCUGUCGCCUAAAUUUUAACCCGGAAGAAAAAGAAAAACUUAUGUCUUCGUGUAGAUUGUUGAGCUAUGAGGAAGAUUGAAAGAUUCCAGUAUUUAGAAAAUGAUGAAAAUAACAUCAUUUUGAUAUGUUUAUAGUAUGCACAAUACCAAUGCAAUCAAGAAAACAUUAUAACGAAAAAGAAGAAAACAGAAAUUUCAAACAUCAAUCAUAUAGUUUCGAUUAAUUUAUGUAUCCAUUUAUUUAAAAGAAAAAUCAAAAUUCACAUACAUGUAAAACAAUUUAUCCUUCUUUUUUGUAUUCUUUGACCUUUUUUUAAGUCUUCGAUCCUUGUUGUAAUUUAUCAUCACGAGUUCAACAUGCGAUGUUUGUUGAAAAUAGAAAAACAACUGUACAAUUUGUCAAAACUUUAAAUCAAAUAGACUGAUUAUAUAAUGGUUUACUUUUAUACAUUAUGAAUUGGAUGAAGAGUUGUCUCAUUGGCACUCAUAUCACAUCUUCUUAUAUCUGAUUAUUAUAUUAUUAAUUCGUAUAUUUUAACUAAUUCGUUCAGGGAUAGUCACAUGUUAAACUAUAUUUUCGAAGGUAGAGAGAAAACGGCGAAUAGCAAAAAG